GGGUUUUUGACAGCUGUAUUUGUGCUGAUAAGCGAAGGCACACGGAGACGAUCGACUAGUGAGACAAGAGAGAAGCGGCGGCUCGGAGCUGCUGAGAGGGGCUGCGUUUCCCUCCCGAGACGGCUCGGCCCUCCCGGCGCCGUGCUGGGGCUUGGGGGGGACCCGAGCCCCCUCCCAGCGCCUGGCCGGGCUCUCGGCCAGUGCCCGUGCCGGGGGGCAGCUCGCUGGCUGGGCACGUCGGCCGCGCGGGGCAGAUGCCGAUUGAAAUCGUGUGUAAAAUCAAAUUUGCCGAGGAGGAUGAGAAGCAGAAGGAGAAAGAAGAAGGGGAUAAGGAGAGCCUGAUCGAAGAGCCCGCCCGGCCCCGCUCCCGAGAUCUGGCUGCCUUUGCCAGCGCCAGCACACUGCAUGGCCUGGGACACAUCUGCCGGUCAGGGCGGCUGGGAGUGCGACAGACCCUCUGGGCAUUUGCCUUCGUGGCCUCGCUCGCCUUCUUCCUCUACCAGGCAGCCAAAUCGGCGCUGCUCUACCUGGAGCACCCCCAUGUCAUGGCCCUGGAUGAGGAGGCCAUCCGUGAGAUGGUUUUCCCCGCCAUCACCAUCUGCAACAUCAACCGCUACCGCCACUCAGCUCUCACCGAUGCCGACAUCUUCCACUUGGCCAACAUGACCGGGCUGCCCCCCAAGGACCGGGAUGGCCACAAGGCCACGGACCUGCUCUACCCUGACCCCGACAUGGCCGACAUCGUCAACCGCACUGGCCACCAGCUCGAUGACAUGCUCAAGAGCUGCAAUUUCAGCGGCGAGAACUGCUCCUCUCGUGAUUUCACUGUGGUCUACACACGUUAUGGUAAGUGCUACACCUUCAACGGGGACCGGAGGAACCCACGAGUAACUCGCCAGGGUGGCAUGGGCAAUGGGCUGGAGAUCAUGCUGGACAUCCAGCAGGAAGAGUACCUGCCCAUCUGGAGAGAGACCAAUGAGACAUCAUUUGAAGCUGGCAUCCGAGUCCAGAUCCACAGCCAAGAUGAGCCCCCCUACAUCCAUCAGCUGGGCUUUGGUGUCUCACCUGGCUUCCAGACCUUUGUGUCCUGCCAGGAGCAGCGGCUCACCUACCUGCCACAGCCAUGGGGGAACUGCCGGGCCAGUGUGGAAGGGGAGCAGAUGCUGCCUGGCUACGACACUUACAGCAUCGCUGCCUGUCGCCUGCAGUGUGAGAAGGAGGCUGUGGUGAGGAGCUGCCACUGCCGCAUGGUCCACAUGCCAGGUAAUGAGUCCAUCUGCUCGCCCAACGUGUACAUCGAGUGUGCUGACCACACACUGGAUGCAGUGGUGGAGGACAGCCAGGAGCGCUGCAGCUGCCCCACACCAUGCAACUUGACACGCUACGGCAAGGAGAUCUCCAUGGUGCGCAUUCCCAACAAGGGCUCGGCGCGCUAUCUUGCCCGCAAAUACAACAAGAACGAGACCUACAUCCGAGAGAACUUCCUGGUGCUGGACAUCUUCUUUGAGGCACUCAACUACGAGGCCAUUGAGCAGAAGAAAGCCUACGACCUUGCUGGGCUUCUCGGGGACAUCGGAGGACAGAUGGGCCUGUUCAUUGGUGCCAGUAUCCUCACCAUCCUGGAGAUCCUGGACUAUGUCUAUGAGGUGAUCCGGGAUAGAGUGAGCCGAGUCCUGCGUCGCUCUAAACCACCCCUGAAGAAGCCCUCAGGCAGCAUUGCCACUCUGGGACUGGAGGAGCUCAAGGACCAGAGCCCCUGCGAGACACUGGGCCGGCAUGUGGAGGGUGCCUACAACACAGGCAUCCUGCCCAACCAUCGCCACCACUACCCUCACCAGGGCGUCUUCGAGGACUUCGCCUGCUAGGACAGCUCAAGACUGGGGGCAGCAGAAAGCCCCCUGAUACCCCUCUCCCCACCAUCCACAUGCAGAGGGACCGCACCACUGGGUGUGGUGGCCACAGGUCCCCCACUUCCCCACCCAACCACGGGGACCGUCUGAUGUUUGCCCCCGGUGAUGCUGCUGAACCUGCCUUGGCACUGACACCAGAGCAGCCCCCCAGCCUGUUUACCUGUCCCCUCCAUUUGCCCCCAGUACAAGGGCUCAGCCCUGUCUCAAGCACAUGGCAUGGAGGGGGAUGGGCACACUAGGGUAGUGUGGGGGAGCAGUGGGUGCAGGUUGAAGGGGUCCAGGUGAUGCAGAGAUCACAAGAAGUGAGCUGGGGUUACUGUGAGCCUCCCCAAGCUCUCCUCUGCUGACUUCUCCUACAUGAGGAUCUCUGCCCUGCAUGGUCCUCCCUCAGGAGAGAGACGUGCCUGAAAUAGCUGCCCCCUGCCCAUAGGACCACCCCCACCACCUUCCUGCUGCAGGGUGGGGCAGCAUUGCAGGGCACUCCUCUGAGCAGCAUGGCCCCUUGGCCAGCCCAGGGACACCCCACCUGCAGCCACACCUGCAUGGCACCACCCUGACCCCUGGCACAACCACCACUGUGAUACCCUCCUCAAAACAUCUGCCCACCCUUCUCCAGCCUCACGCAGCCUUCCUGGGCUGCAACCACCCCCACUGCUGUUCCCAGCCAGACCCCUGCACUGUGAUGAUCCCCUCCCACUCCAUUGUUGGCCUCCAGUAGUCCCCAGUCAUUGCAGCAAUGCGAUCCUUCUGCCUCCCCCCUCUCCUGCCCCCAGCCCACCGUGACCCCCCAGCCCUCUCCAUCCUCUCCUUGCCCUGAAGUGGCUCGUCCCUUGGUGUGCCGCCCAGCACAGCCCAGGCAGUGCAGGGGGGCCCUGCCCUCACUCCCCUGCCUGUUGCUGUGCUUUUGCACUGUGCACGUACCCCUUGCCACGCUCCCACCCCCGGGGUGCUGAGCACCCGCUGUGCCUCCCCCAGACUGUACACGGUUAGGAGGGUGCCCCAUGCCCAGCACUGCCUGGACAGCCACGGCCCGACCCACUUUUCAGAGUCUUGACCAGGACCGGCAUCCACAGCCCUCCAGCCUGCCCCAAGAUGGCAGGACCCACAGCAGGACCCACAACAGGACCCACAGUACUCCUCACAUCCUGUCCAACAUUGCCUUCUCCCCCUCCACUGUAGCAGACACCAGCGCAGGGCAAACUGCCCAAAAUAUCUCAGGAGGGGGCGUGGGCUGGCAAAGCCCCCCUCGACACACACACAGCAGAGAGGGUGACCUCGAGCCAGGACUGUGGGACAUCCAGGGAAGGCUGAGGUUGGGCCAGGUGGCUCCUGGCCCUACUGGUUUUCUUCCCAUCUCCGGUGCCCACAGACAGAACACGUCUGUGUCAGCCGUGUCCAAGCCAUAGGUGCAGGAGGAGCCAUCAUUCUUGCAGCUCCCAAGGCCCUACACAUGGGGGGAUUGUGAUGUACUUGGCAGCCCUGGCUCUGGGUACCAACAGCCCAACAUUUCCCCAAAAUAAGCACCCACCUGGAACUGUGUUCCCCAUUGGUGCAAGUACCUGGCUGCAUGGUGUACCCCUGCAGAGAGGGACACAGAAAGCAUCCUGGCAGGGCAGGCAUAGUUCUACUCCUCGGGGAGCCCCUCCAGAGGAUCCCAUACCAGCUCUCCACAAGUUCUACUCCCUGGGGAGCCCCUUCAGAGAACCCCAUGCCAGCUCUCCACAGGGCCUCCCUGCACUCACCACCCAAGUGCAAGCAGGGUUGUCCCUUGCUUUGUCCCCAAAGCAAGGUUGCCACACAUUAGCCCAGGGAUGUGCCAUGGCCGUGCCAGCCAGCACUACCACCAAGGUCUCUGCAGCAAGCAGGGAGGUGCAGGAUGUAGAGAGCCCUGAGCAGGUUGGGCAUGUGCACCACAGCGGGCGGGCCACCACAAGCACCCUCGUGCUGGAGAACUUGAGAGAUGUGCAUCACUGUUUUAUAAAUGUACAAAACUCCCUAAUAAAGAGGCAC
Messenger RNA from Calypte anna (Anna's hummingbird), 3920 nucleotides. RefSeq names its product acid sensing ion channel subunit family member 4 (gene ASIC4). Gene Ontology annotation, molecular function: ligand-gated sodium channel activity. Gene Ontology annotation, biological process: sodium ion transmembrane transport. The record is from RefSeq and is a predicted model, not a curated record. Gene Ontology annotation, cellular component: membrane. The transcript has 10 exons. Lineage: Eukaryota; Metazoa; Chordata; Aves; Apodiformes; Trochilidae. The coding region runs from base 255 to 1865 and encodes 536 amino acids.